This is a messenger RNA of Glycine soja, 2680 nucleotides long. RefSeq lists its product as uncharacterized. The record is from RefSeq and is a predicted model, not a curated record. Bases 194 to 2176 code for a protein of 660 amino acids. Lineage: Eukaryota; Viridiplantae; Streptophyta; Magnoliopsida; Fabales; Fabaceae. The transcript is spliced from 9 exons.
GUGAGAAUUGAUAGGUAACUUAAAAAGGUAGAAAAAAUAAAAAUAGUGCUGAAAGGGAAUUGAGGUUUUUCACUAUGAAUGAAUGGCUUUGAUGGAGAGGGAGUUUCCUUGGCGGCUUAAUUGGUCUGAGCGUUGGCGAUGAGGUUGAAAUCUUGCGCCCCAGCUGCAUCUGAACCCAAAAGCUAGAAACUUUAUGUGUUUUUUUUUUUUUUUUGUGUGUGCUAUGGAUAGACAAGAAAAUUUGUUACCAUCCUCCAUGCCCAGCCAGCUGUUAUCAAUUGAUAAGGAACUAUGGCAAAUGGCUGAAGAGAGGGCACAAGAGAUACUAUGGACAAUUCAACCAAAUGUACUAUCUGAGGUGAACAGGAAGGAUGUUAUUGAUUAUGUUCAAAGGCUGAUUAGAGGUUACUAUGGAGCAGAGGUCUUGCCAUUUGGUUCUGUUCCACUAAAAACCUAUCUUCCUGAUGGAGAUAUUGACUUGACAGCUCUCAGUCAUGAAGAUGCAGAGGAGGAUUUGGCACAAGCAGUAUGCUAUGUACUUCAAAGUGGAGAUGACCCUGAGUACCAAGUAAAAGACAUAAAAUAUAUUCGUGCACAGGUCCGGCUUGUGAAAUGUACAGUGAAAAACAUAGCAGUUGACAUCUCUUUCAAUCAGAUGGCUGGAAUAUGUACUCUACGCUUUUUGGAGCAGGUCGACCAACUUGUUGGAAAGAACCAUAUUUUCAAACGUAGUAUUAUCUUAAUCAAAGCUUGGUGCUAUUAUGAGAGUCGACUUCUUGGUGGACACCAUGGCUUGUUAUCAACAUAUGCGGUAGAAAUAUUAGUCUUGUAUAUUAUCAAUCGUUUUCAUUCAUCAGUGCGUGGUCCUCUAGAGGUCUUAUACAUAUUUUUGGACUACUAUGGCUCAUUUGAUUGGGACCAUAAUUAUGUUAGUAUAUGGGGUCCAAAACCCUUAUCAUCUUUUCCAGAAAUUGCAGCUCCUUUGCUUGUCACAGAGACACUGGAAUGUGAUCAUGGUGAAUUCUUGCUCCAGAAAGAGUUUCUCAGAAAUUAUAGGAAUAUGUGCUCUUUUCCAUCAAGGGCAACCAAGACUAUGACCCAUGAAUUUCCCGUUAAGUUCAUGAACAUCUUGGAUCCUCUAAGAAAUGACAACAACCUAGGCCGUAGUGUAAACAUAGCCAGCUUACAUCGAUUCAGAUUUGCUCUUUCCUACGGCGCUCGAAGGCUUAAGCAGAUCCUCACACUUCCAGGAGAAACCAUGGGUGCAGCCCUAGAGAAGUUUUUCUUCAGCACUUUGGACAGGAAUGGGAAAGGAGAAAGGGCGGAUGUUGAUGUACCGGUUUCUCCGUUUGGUAUUGGAAGAUCUAUAGAGUCUGUCCUCUGUGGAGAUUGUGAAAGUUACUUUGGUGGCUUACAAUAUGUUCAGUUGUAUCGUAAUUAUGCCUUGCCAGUAACUGUACAUUCCAGUUCUCCAUCGUCACCUUCUCAGGAUGAUAUCCUUGCGUCAUCAACGCACCAAAACUGGAGUAUGUUUUACCAAGGUGGUACUGAUGUAUAUAUCCCGGCACAGACACUCUAUCAUCCAACUUACAGCCUUGAAGGAAGAGGGAAAUCACGAGGAACUGGCACAUACAUACCUGACUUGAAUUAUAAUUCCUACUGGGAUAUGCGCACAAAGCCAUCCAGGCCAAGGAGAUUUGCUUCUUCAAAGUACAAUGCAUUGCCCAAAUCACCUCCGAAAAAGCUACAAGCAGAAGAGGUUCAUUCUGAGACAGACAUAAAUGCUAUUUCAGAUUCAAGGCUGUUUGAGUUAUCAAGUGAAGAUUUCCCCCUUCUUCCAUGCAAUUGCAAGGAUAUACCGCCAACACAGGCCCAAGAUUCUACUCCAUUAGCUAAGUUUCAUUCUGAGACAGAUAUGGAUGUUACUUCGCAGUUGUUUGAGUUCUCAAAUGAAGAUUUCCCCCUUCUUCCAAAGAUUUGUUCUGAGACACACAUGGAGGGUAGUUCGAGGUCGUUUGAGCUCUCAAAGAAAGAUUUCCCCCUUCUUCAAAGCAUUUGCAAGACUGUCCUGUCAGAGUCUGCUAAGUUAACUAAGCAAGCCAAGAGUUUCCCAUCCUCUAAAGAGUCUAAACUGAAAAAUACUGAGUUUGGAUCUUUCAGAAAUCACAAUAACUGACAGAACCAAGUUUGUCUUCAAAGGGUGAGAAAGAUUAUUCUGGUGUUCCAUUAUCUCAAGAAACUGUGUUGGUAGUUCCAAAGGUUGCAACAGAGAGGAAAGAGGAAAGAGGAAUCUCCCAAGAGCAAUGAGAAGAAGAUGGAUUGACAGUGUUAGCAUUAGAUAUUUUGUAGAAAUUUGAAGGAUAUACAUCAGCAGAGUUCUAAUGUCUGGCUUUGUUGCUGGUGGUCAUGUUUUGAUCGAAUAACUUAAAAAUAACAGUAAACUUUCCCUUUCUUUUUUUUUUUUUACAAAUGUAAAUUUCGGAGAAAGAGAAACUAGAAUUGAUUGCUAGUGAUAGUCUCAAACUUCAUAGGAACAAACAAUUGGUAGGGGAUGCUAACCAAUUUUGUGCUGCCUUAGUGGGAAUAGUUCACCAUUACUCUACAAACAGAAUGACAUCUCCCUUCUAUCAUCUGGAUGAACUUGUACAUGAUUUCUGUUUUAAGUUACGUCUUCUGAUCA